This is a messenger RNA of Caenorhabditis briggsae, 3246 nucleotides long. It is a transcript of the gene Cbr-sca-1, whose product is annotated as Protein CBR-SCA-1. Lineage: Eukaryota; Metazoa; Nematoda; Chromadorea; Rhabditida; Rhabditidae. Gene Ontology annotation, biological process: calcium ion transmembrane transport; intracellular calcium ion homeostasis. The transcript is spliced from 6 exons. The coding region runs from base 1 to 3246 and encodes 1081 amino acids. The record is from RefSeq and is a predicted model, not a curated record. Gene Ontology annotation, molecular function: ATP hydrolysis activity; ATP binding; P-type calcium transporter activity. Gene Ontology annotation, cellular component: membrane.
AUGGAGGACGCGCAUUCCAAAGACGCCGAUGAGGUGUGCAAGUUCUUCGGAACUGGUCCGGAAGGAUUGUCGGAGCAGCAAGUAGAAACGCUGAGGAAGAAAUAUGGAGAGAAUGAAAUGCCCGCCGAAGAAGGAAAGUCCCUAUGGGAACUCAUCCUUGAGCAAUUCGAUGAUCUCCUAGUCAAGAUUCUCCUCCUCGCCGCCAUCAUCUCAUUCGUCCUUGCCCUCUUUGAAGAACAUGAAGAUCAAACAGAAGCCGUAACGGCAUUCGUAGAACCAUUCGUCAUUCUCCUUAUCCUUAUUGCCAAUGCUACCGUCGGAGUGUGGCAGGAACGAAAUGCCGAGUCUGCCAUCGAAGCUCUCAAGGAAUACGAACCAGAAAUGGCCAAAGUUAUCCGUUCUGGACAUCACGGCAUUCAGAUGAUCCGUGCCAGAGAACUCGUUCCAGGAGAUCUCGUUGAAGUUUCAGGUAACAUCUCGAUAAUGAAUGAAUGUAAUAAUAACUGUUUUCUUUCAGUCGGAGACAAAAUCCCAGCCGAUCUCCGUCUCGUGAAAAUCUACUCCACCACCAUCCGUAUUGAUCAAUCCAUCCUGACCGGAGAGUCUGUUUCUGUCAUCAAGCACACCGACUCCGUACCAGAUCCACGCGCUGUCAACCAAGACAAGAAGAACUGUCUUUUCUCUGGAACUAAUGUUGCUUCCGGAAAGGCUCGCGGAAUCGUUUUCGGAACUGGUUUGAACACUGAGAUCGGAAAGAUUCGUACUGAAAUGGCCGAGACUGAGAACGACAAGACCCCACUUCAACAAAAGUUGGACGAAUUCGGAGAGCAGCUUUCUAAAGUUAUCUCUGUGAUUUGUGUUGCUGUUUGGGCUAUCAACAUCGGACAUUUCAACGAUCCAGCUCACGGAGGAUCCUGGGUCAAGGGAGCCAUUUACUACUUCAAGAUUGCUGUCGCUCUUGCCGUCGCUGCUAUUCCAGAAGGACUUCCAGCUGUUAUCACCACCUGUCUUGCUCUUGGAACUCGUCGUAUGGCUAAGAAGAACGCUAUCGUCAGAUCACUUCCAUCUGUUGAAACCCUCGGAUGCACAUCAGUAAUCUGCUCUGAUAAGACCGGAACUCUCACCACCAACCAAAUGUCCGUGUCCAAGAUGUUCAUCGCUGGAAAGGACACGAAAGGAGACCACAUCGACUUUACCGAGUUCGCUAUCUCUGGAUCCACAUACGAGCCAGUUGGAAAGAUCACCCACAAUGGACGUGAAAUCAACCCAGGAUCUGGUGGAGACUACGAAUCGCUGAUUGAAUUGUCUAUGAUCUGUGCUAUGUGCAACGAUUCUUCUGUUGAUUACAAUGAGUCGAAGAAGCAAUACGAGAAGGUCGGAGAAGCAACAGAAACCGCGCUCAUCGUUCUUGCCGAAAAGUUGAACGUUUUCAAUACAUCGAAGGCUGGACUUUCGCCAAAAGAGCUUGGAGGAGUCUGCAAUCGUGUCAUCCAACAAAAGUGGAAGAAGGAAUUCACUCUUGAAUUCUCUCGUGAUCGUAAAUCUAUGUCUGCCUACUGUCUCCCAGCCUCCGGAGGAAAUGGAGCUAAGAUGUUUGUUAAGGGAGCCCCAGAAGGAGUUCUUGGAAGAUGCACCCACGUCAGAGUGAAUGGACAAAGAGUUCCACUCACCCCAGCCAUGACCCAAAAAAUUGUUGAUCAGUGCGUUCAAUAUGGAACUGGAAGAGACACUCUUCGUUGCCUCGCUCUCGGAACCAUUGACUCCCCAGUCGCCGUUAGCAGCAUGAAUCUCGAGGACUCCACUCAAUUCGUGAAGUACGAGCAAGAAAUCACAUUCGUCGGAGUCGUUGGAAUGCUUGACCCCCCAAGAACUGAGGUUAUGGAUUCCAUCAAGGCUUGCAACCACGCCGGAAUCCGUGUCAUCAUGAUCACCGGAGACAACAAGAAUACUGCUGAAGCCAUCGGAAGAAGAAUUGGUCUUUUCGGAGAAAACGAGGACACCACUGGAAAGGCUUACACUGGACGCGAAUUCGAUGAUCUUCCACCAGAGCAACAAUCGGAGGCUUGCCGUAGAGCUAAGCUUUUCGCCCGUGUCGAGCCAUCCCACAAGUCCAAGAUUGUCGACAUUUUGCAAUCCCACGGAGAAAUCACUGCUAUGACCGGAGACGGAGUCAAUGACGCUCCAGCUUUGAAGAAGGCCGAAAUUGGAAUUGCUAUGGGAUCCGGAACUGCUGUCGCCAAAUCUGCAUCUGAAAUGGUUCUUGCGGACGAUAACUUUGCUUCCAUUGUAUCCGCUGUCGAAGAAGGACGUGCCAUCUACAACAACAUGAAACAGUUCAUCAGAUAUCUUAUCUCUUCCAACGUCGGAGAAGUCGUUUCCAUCUUCAUGGUCGCCGCACUCGGAAUUCCAGAAGCCCUUAUCCCAGUUCAACUCCUUUGGGUUAACUUGGUCACUGACGGUCUUCCAGCUACUGCCCUUGGAUUCAACCCACCAGAUCUUGACAUCAUGGACAGACACCCACGUUCAGCUAAUGACGGACUCAUCUCCGGAUGGCUCUUCUUCAGAUACCUCGCCGUCGGAACGUAUGUCGGAGUUGCCACCGUUGGAGCUUCUAUGUGGUGGUUCCUUUUGUACGAGGAUGGACCACAAAUCACCUAUUAUCAGCUUACCCAUUGGAUGAGAUGCGAAAUCGAGCCAGAUAACUUUGCCGAUCUUGACUGUGCUGUGUUCGAAGAUAACCAUCCAAACGCCAUGGCCUUAUCUGUUCUUGUCACCAUCGAAAUGCUCAACGCCAUCAACUCCCUUUCCGAGAAUCAGUCUCUCUUCGUGAUGCCACCAUGGAAGAACAUCUGGCUCAUGGCUGCUAUCACCCUUUCCAUGUCUCUCCAUUUCGUCAUUCUCUACGUUGACAUCAUGGCCACCAUCUUCCAGGUUUGUUUUUUGAACAUCACUCCACUCAACUUGGUCGAAUGGAUCGCCGUGUUGAAGAUCUCAUUGCCAGUGCUUCUUCUUGAUGAAAUUCUCAAGUUCAUCGCCAGAAAUUACAUCGAUGGUAAGCCGGAAACAACAGGAGCAAAGGCGCGAAGCGCCCUUUCGUUGCUUGCCUGGGUGUCCGUUACUCUUGCGUAUUUCGCAUGGAUGUUAGGCCCGUACGCCGAGCUCAUCAACCAUGCUCUGGUCGGCCCAUCCGUCGACCCGUCGAAAUUUGACCCGGUUGUCGCUGACAAGUUGCAUAACGAAUUGUGA